Meira miltonrushii is the source of this 1380-nucleotide messenger RNA. RefSeq lists its product as uncharacterized. The transcript has a single exon. Lineage: Eukaryota; Fungi; Basidiomycota; Exobasidiomycetes; Exobasidiales; Brachybasidiaceae. The record is from RefSeq and is a predicted model, not a curated record. Bases 435 to 1070 code for a protein of 211 amino acids. Gene Ontology annotation, molecular function: protein binding.
GAGGGAGAGAUGAGAGAGAUUGAACGAGACGAAAGGCCGGAACAUCGAUGGCACGGUCCGAUAAUGGAACGCUCUUUCCACCCUUAUGGCUGAAACAAAAUGUAUGCAUCCGCCAAGAUUAGUGGCCUGGGAACCCCAAAAGUUUCAUGAGGCUUCGGACGGCCGGAUUAAUUAGCCCUCUCUUCACCGGACAAAGGAGGAUUGAUUUAACCUCCGCUUCAUCUGGAGUUUUCUCGCAUUGAAUCUGCUGAGUACGCCAUUGGCGAAAGAAUUAAUUGCACUUCCUUUCAUGCCUGAGAAAAAUGCGCCCGCAUUUCAUCUUCUUCCCUCGAGCGGCCAACAAACCGUAAUUCUUGCUCAUCAUUACCAUCUUCACUUCGUCAUUUACGAUCUGCUCCUUACAAGCUCGUGAUUGUCUUCACAUUGCUCCCCAUAUGACGAGCAGUAUGUUUGAUGUUGUACCGAAGCUGCCCAAUGAGCUAUCAGCUCAAAUCUUCUCUUUCUUCAACGUGUUCGAGUUGGCAAAGCUUGAACGAGUAAGCAAAUCAUGGAGAAACGUGAUCCGGACCAAUCCGAUCCUGUGGAAAGAUGAUCAAUUCGAUGAAAAAGUUCUCGAUCCUUGCGCUCUUCAACAUGAAGGCAAGUAUAAUGCCAUGCUCGAAAAGUGCGAUGGCAAGAUCGACAAAGUCUUUUUACCACUUUUCCUACCAUUCAAUACUCAAGGCAAACUAGAAUCAUUACUCGAGCCCUUGGCAAAAUCAGAAGUGAAAGACCUCUGGAUCGUGAUUAGAAAAGACAAAACGUGCCCUGGUCGACAUCAACACGGUGGGCCGAAUGCGUCAAGUAAACAACUUCAAGAUGCAGUGAAAGCCGUUUUGAAAGUAGUGGUGCAAUGUGCUCAUUUACAAAAUUUGCGAUUGGCUACGACUGAAAGUGUGAUGGUGAAUACAAAAACCUUUGGCGACCCAAAGAAGUGGCCUUUUGCUGCUAACCGAUUCAAGAAGCUGAGCUAUCUGCUCAAAUCUUCUCUUUCCUCGACAUAUUUGAGUUGGCAAGAAUGGAACGAGUGAGUAAAUCGUGGCAAACUUUGAUUCGAACAAACUCAACUUUAUGGAAAGAUGACCGAUUUGAUGCAAAGUUUCUUCAUUUAUGAUGUCUCUACACUCGCAUUCAUCGGGCUCUUACAAGUAAAUAUUGGCAGACUUUAGAGAAGAAGAGGAACGGUGAAUGGAUCUAGGCUGAGAGCCUUGAGAAAGAGGAAGUGCAGAAAGAGGAUGUGAAGGACUCAACAUAAGUUGCUGCACAGAGUUCAUCAAUAGAAUCAGCGGAGCAGUCCGCCUUGACCUUAUUUCCUCUUCUUAAUCGUUAUUACAAUUAGAU